GCAUCCCCAGCCCUGGUCCCACCAGUCAGUCCUCACCAUGCUCUCCCAGCACCAGGACUGAGCUUCAGGGGGAAAUAAGCUAAGGUUCAUGUCUGUGGCCCCUUCUGCUCCUCUACCUCACCCACUGCUUUCUGUCUGUCUAUCUGUCUGUCUGCUCUUAAAGCCCUGCGUCGCCCCUCGCUCCUAGACGGGAGUAAAACAUGGAGCACCACUGUGCUGUCUUGACAAGGUAAGAGCUUUUUGAAUGAUACAUGUAUUAUGUCAUUAUUUAUAUGUGGAAGUGGUAAUAUCUGGGUGGAUUGGGACAUUUUUGUGAUCCACUUGAGUGUGACCUUGGUGUGGGAAAAUCAUGAGGUCAGAGUUGAUGUAUUCCAGAACCAGAUUACAUGAUUCAAAUCCUGUAAUGAAAUGCUUGGUGAUUAGUUGACUAGUUGAAUCAGGUGUGCUACAACUGGAAUAUAUCAAAUAAAUGGAAUGUCUGGGGGUACUAGAGGAGAGAUUUGGGAAACAUUGCUUGGUAGGAAUCCACUCUUUUUAUCACUGAUACAUAAAAAAAAAAAAGUAAAAUCAUCAGAUUCCCCUGAGCCAUUGACUCAGAAUAAUGACGAAAUAUUAUAUAAGAAAAAAGUCCUUACACAUACAGUACCUUUUAUUAGAAAUUGGAAAUAUUUAUACAGCCUUGAAAUUAACCAGUGAUAUUGCAUGCUGGUGCAGUAACAUUAUAAUAUUUAGCUCUGCAUGGAUUAUAGAAGCUCCAUGGCCAGAGGCCAAGAUUGAGAUAACACAGCUUUAUAAUCUGGCCCACACUCACACACACACACACACACACACACACACACACACACUCACGCGUAGACUAUAAACCUUGUUUUGUGGGAAUUAAAACGGCUGUUAAGCCUUAAGAACCAGGCUUCCUCUCCUUCUUACCUCUCCAGUGGGCUGGUUAACUGUGUCUUUAUCAUGGUUUAGAGCUCUGUUAAAGAUCCAUCUGGCCUCUCGAAUAGCCUCUGUCACACAGACACUGCCAUGUGGUGUGUGUGUGCCUAAUUGCCUGUGUGUGUGUCAGUGCGUGCAUGCUGGCCUGUCACCUUUUGACCCCCUGUGGCAAUGAGAGUGGCACACACACACACACACACACUUAUGACCUAAAGCUUUGUCUGGGGAAUGCUACCAAAUGAUUAACUUACUAAUUCAAGUGAGUGAUACUGCAGGGUUUAAUUUGUAAGGCUGAGCAGCAGAGACUGGAAUGAGGGUCCAGUUGGUGUAAUUAAGACAAAUGAGAGCAACAGAAGUCACGCCAGGAGAGCUAGAGUGCAGGCUUACUACACGGUCCAGGCUCUGGGACGCUUGGGGACAAGGCCAUAUGGGUGACACCAGAGGCACAGCGAGGAGGCCAGAAAACAUUCAAACAAGCUCUGGAUGCUGGAGAUAACACACUGUGCUUUUCACUCAGAGAGAGUGAUGACUGAUCACCGAGUUGUAAUUGCUCUCGAUGAAAGAUAAAAGAGGCGCAAUCUUAAUGCCUUUGACCUUACUUUCACGACACAGUAGUAUAGACUAGAAACUCUGGCUGAGAUGCAGCAUUUUGAUUUAGAAUUUCCCCCUGAGAAUAGAGUUGUUGAGGUUGUUGCCCUGUUGGCUUGCUUUAUAGUUUCAUCUGUGGCCUGACAACAUAGUAUGGGAAAAAGUCAAAACACAAUUGCUUUUCCAAAGAUAUUUUCUGCAGCUCAAGAGCUGAUGUUAAGAUCGCUGUCAAGCUUUCCCAGACCAUCAGUGUCAGAACAUUUUUGAUGCUAUUGCUUGCUGUGACAGUUUAUCCCCAAGGGUUGGGAGUCUAUGGUACACAAGGCAUCAAAGAACACUAAGCUUUCCUUUCCUGUAUGUCACAAUAUCAGACUGGAUCUAAGGACCAAUGCAAAUUGAAAAGCCCAGAAGGAAUGUACAAGGACAUAUUUUUUGUGAAUUAACCCCAAUUAGUGCUACAUUGUAUUCUCUCUCACUCUCUCUCUCUCUUUCUCUCUCUCUCCUUCCCCUCACUCUCAUGUCUCACACUAAAACUGCUCUGCACAACUAGUGGUGCAGGACAAAAUCAUUUACAUUUUAGUCAUUUAGCAGACGCUCUUAUCCAGUGCAUACAUACUCUGCACAACUAGUGAGUGCAUACAUAAUUUAAUUUUUUUCAUGCUGGCCCCCCGUGGGAAACGAACCCACAACCCUGCCGUUGCAAACGCCAUGCUCUACCAACUGAGCUACACGAGCUAUUUCACAGUAAAGCAAACAAAAGCUACCUGUUCCAGAUAGUCUUGUAGUUUGUGUUGGUGGAUGUACUGUACUGUGGUCCAGGGUUCCUGUCAGUGAAAGCCCUCCCCAUAACCAUUAUAAGGCCAGGGCUGUUCUUGGCUAACAGGCUGGUAGAUAGAUUGAUGGGCAUGGGGAGAUGCAGGGCUGCCAGGCUGUAGUGAUUUGGGCAGCAUCCUCCAUGGUGAAGGGCAUAUGUUAGUGGCUAACUGCCUCUUACCUCCCUUCGCUGUAGGGACCUUGCUGAGUAAGCCAUUAGUCAUUUCUCUGACAGCACCCCCCUCUCUCUCCCAUCCUCCCUGUCUCCUUAAAGUUGGAAUCCAUAGCAGUGAAACUGCCAUGUUCGUUUGCGAUAUUACAACAAUAAAGAUGUUACUUCAAACAAUUAUUUGUUUUACCUUGAUGCUAGAGCUCCUCACUGCCGUUUAAUAAACAAAACAAAUGCGCCUGGGGGCAGCCAGUGGCGCUGUUUCCCCUAAUGCAGAUCUCAGCUUUAACACGCCACCGAUCAUCUCUCUUUCUAAAAAAUACCUUCAUGUAGACUGUCUCUGCCGUCACACACUGCCUUGGUGCCUCGGCCAUCACUCCAUAUCACCCUGCCUGUCAGCCUUCUGAUAGGGCUGAUGAAGAGGCUGUGGAGGGUUGAGGAAAACAAGGCCAGGGGAGGGAAAGAGAGAGAAUUGUCUGUGGAGCGGUCUGAGGACACACAGCACAAUGUUGUUGUUUUAUGUAGUACACAUUCAUAUGUAAGCCACAGGAGGUUGGUGGCACCUUAAUUGGGGAGGACGGGCUUGUGGUAAUGGCUGGAGCGGAAUUGGUGGAAUGGUAUCAAAUACAUGAAACACAUGGUUUCCAUGUGUUUAGAUUACCAUUCCAUUCACUCCGUUCAGGCCAUUAUUAUGAGCAGUCCUCCCCUCAACAGCACCUGUGGUGUAGGCCUGUGUAUGACAACAAUUGUCAGAGGCCUGUUCUCCAAAGUUAUUUUCUCUGUUUCUGCUUUCUACGACACAAUGUCUGUCUUUACUGUGUGUAGCUAUUAAUUUACUAUUUCUAUAAGCCUACUUAGUAAUGACAGACAUUGAGCUAAUGUAUUAGACAAUGUACACUCGUGUCUUGCAUAGAUGUACACUUGUGUCUGGCAUAGAUGUACACUCGUGUCUGGCAUAGAUGUACACUUGUGUCUGGCAUAGAUGUACACUCGUGUCUGGCAUAGAUGUACACUUGUGUCUGGCAUAGAUGUACACUUGUGUCUGGCACUGCUUAUGAACAUCAUCAUUACACAGUUUCCCCCAUUACCUGUCAAAGGAGAAAUUGAUGGGUUUCUGUGUUUGUGUUGUCAUAAGAUCUUGAUCUAUUAAACUGAUUGUGAUUAUUAAUACAGUAAAGAUCAGUAUGUCACAUACUGUAUGUCACUUCUGUCAGAUAAUAUUGAUGUGUCUACGUGAGUUGUAAUCUCUUUUAAUGUGUCACUACUCUAAAGCUUAAUCAAUUCAGGCCAAAGACAUGAUGACUGAGCUGUCCUCUCUCUCUCUCUCUCUCUCUCUCUCUCUCUCUCUCUCUCUCUCUCUCUUUCUUCCCUCAGGAAGCGACCAUGGCACCCAGCAAUGUUGCUGUACCCCUCUACCUGCAUGGCCCUCCUCUCUCUGCUACUCUCUCCUGCCCUCGGCCGUAAGUUACCCAGAAGCCUCCAGGAUCAUGAUGGGCACAUCACUUCCUCAUAACGGUGUACUACUGGGAUGUGGUGUUUGUUUGCCCAACUACUUUUGAUAUGGAUAAUUAACUUUCUUUUUGGUAUCAAAACACACAAGUUGUUUCAGAAUACUAUCACAGGUCAUUCCAUUUAUUACAAAUGCAAAUCUAUUAUUAAGACAGAAAUAGCAGACGUAGUGUAGCGUAAUGUACUAGUCUGUAAAAUUAAUUCAGAUAAUCUCUGGUUUCUUAAUUGUUACAGAUGCCGUAUCUUAAUUUGAUCAUCCUGUUGUUGAAGACAUUUUCCUGCACAGCAGGAAAUGCAAAGUUGUAGUGUAUAUUUGGUUUACAAAGGCUUCUAAAGUUUGUAAUUUCCACUUACAAAUGUCAGACUUGAUUUGCCCUAACAAAAAAUGUAUCAACCCCUACAAAUAAAUUAUAAUAAUUAUAAUCCACAUAAUAAUUCACAUUAUUUUCCUUCUGUAGCAAACUGGCUCAAAAUAAGAUCCUAGAUCUGUAUAAGCCUCUCUUCCGAGCUGUCAGAGAGAUACAAUAACACAUACAGUGGGGGAAAAAAAGUAUUUAGUCAGCCACCAAUUGUGCAAGUUCUCCCACUUAAAAAGAUGAGAGGCCUGUAAUUUCCAUCAUAGGUACACGUCAACUAUGACAGACAAAUUGAGGGAAAAAAAUCUAGAAUAUCACAUUGUAGGAUUUUUUAUGAAUUUAUUUGCAAAUUAUGGUGGAAAAUAAGUAUUUGGUCGCCUACAAACAAGCAAGAUUUCUGGCUCUCACAGACCUGUAACUUCUUCUUUAAGAGGCUCCUCUGUACUCCACUCGUUACGUGGCACCUGUUUGAACUUGUUAUCACCUGUCCACAACCUCAAACAGUCACACUCCAAACUCCACUAUGGCCAAGACCAAAGAGCUGUCAAAGGACACCAGAAACAAAAUUGUAGACCUGCACCAGGCUAGGAAGACUGAAUCUGCAAUAGGUAAGCAGCAGGGUUUGAAGAAAUCAACUGUGGGAGCAAUUAUUAGGAAAUGGAAGACAUACAAGACCACUGAUAAUCUCCCUCGAUCUGGGGCUCCACGCAAGAUCUCACCCCGUGGGGUCAAAAUGAUCACAAGAACGGUGAGCAAAAAUCCCAGAACCACACGGGGGGACCUAGUGAAUGACCUGCAGAGAGCUGGGACCAAAGUAACAAAGCCUACCAUCAGUAACACACUACGCCGCCAGGGACUCAAAUCCUGCAGUGCCAGACGUGUCCCCUUGCUUAAGCCAGUACAUGUCCAGGCCCGUCUGAAGUUUGCUAGAGUGCAUUUGGAUGAUCCAGAAGAGGAUUGGGAGAAUGUCAUAUGGUCAGAUGAAACCAAAAUAUAACUUUUUGGUCAAAACUCAACUCGUCGUGUUUGGAGGACAAAGAAUGCUGAGUUGCAUCCAAAGAACACCAUACCUACUGUGAAGCAUGGGAGUGGAAACAUCAUGCUUUGGGGCUGUUUUUCUGCAAAGGGACCAGGACGACUGAUCCGUGUAAAGGAAAGAAUGAAUGGGGCCAUGUAUCGUGCGAUUUUGAGUGAAAACCUCCUUCCAUCAGCAAGGGCAUUGAAGAUGAAAUGUGGCUGGGUCUUUCAGCAUGACAAUGAUCCCAAACACACCGCCCGGGCAACGAAGGAGUGGCUUCGUAAGAAGCAUUUCAAGGUCCUGGAGUGGCCUAGCCAGUCUCCAGAUCUCAACCCCAUAGAAAAUCUUUGGAGUGAGUUGAAAGUCCGUGUUGCCCAGCGACAGCCCCAAACAUCACUGCUCUAGAGGAGAUCUGCAUGGAGGAAUGGGCCAAAAUACCAGCAACAGUGAGUGAAAACCUUGUGAAGACUUACAGAAAACGUUUGACCUGUGUCAUUGCCAACAAAGGGUAUAUAACAAAGUAUUGAGAAACUUUUGUUAUUGACCAAAUACUUAUUUUCCAUCAUAAUUUGCAAAUAAAUUCAUAAAAAAUCCUACAAUGUGAUUUUCUGGAUUUUUUUUCUUUAGGGAUCUGGUCAAAAGUAGUACACUAUAUACGGAAUAGGGUGCCAUUUGGGACACAAUCCAUGGUGUUGGAGAGGGAGUCGUUAACUACUUACAGCCCACACUGCACAGUGAGAGAAGUGUUUAUGGCCACUAAAUACACAGGAUAAAUACCAUCUCCCCAAAGUAUCCCCUCUACUCAGCAGUUAUGGUGGAGCCAAUAGGGGCUUCCAGAUGUGUUGCCUCCACACUCUGAACAUCCAAAUAAGCUGACUCAGGUUAUCGACUCUGGGAGUAGAGGAUAGAGGCCCUCCGGCUCCCAGUGUUGUUUCAUUACUUCCAUAUCUUUGUUUCCUAGUUUCCCUGCAAGGUGUUUUCAUCCUCCUUUAAAACAGGAGGAGGAGCGGAGGAGAUCUGUUCUCUGAAUCUGGAACACUUUAGUAGCUUCACAUUGAGAUGAUACUACUACAGUAGAGCAAGGCUCUUUAAUGAAACAUUAUCAAAUGUUUCCGCUGUCAUUGUUUCAAGUUUCAAGGUUCACUUAAAGUUUUAGUUGAGAAGGAAAUGUAAAAAAUCACAUCAGGUUUAAGUUACAUUGCAGUAGCUUUCUUUUUCAAUCAAUCCCAUCCAAUGACUGUUAAGAAUUUAGAAUUCCAGCCAGAUAUGUAGGCUAUAGUAAAUUAACAAAGACUAAAGACACAAGACCAUUAUAGGUCACUCAAUCGCCCAAGAAAAACAUUGAGGAUGAAAGCAGAAAUUAAAGCACAAUAGUGUGAUUUAUGAUUCAUAGCUUAUUACAUUAGUCCCCAGAGGGACUUGCAUCUCAAUAAAUCACAGGUACAAAGAGGUUUUACCUGUCAGUCUGACCUUCGUUAGUCUCUUUACAGGCUUUACAGGGUAUGUAAGGCAAUAUGGCCUUACCCGAUCCACAGUCACACUACAACAUUCAUCAACAUAACCUCUGUCAUCCCAUACUAACAUAUAUAAAGCACAUCAAAGUAUGUGUCCAUUCUUUUCAAUACAAUAAACACGCUGUUGAGUUUGUGCUUGUGUAAUUAACUUGAGAAAUAUAGACGCUGCAGCUUUAAGAAUAACCAACAUUAAAAAUGCAUCCAGUGUGGAUCAUGAGCAUAAGGUGAAUUGGCAUUCUUACCUUGUGGUGUCUGGUUGGUGCUGUGAACAGAAACAUCCUAACCAAGCUGCUGUCUCUGUUUGUUUUCCAUCAGAGUUAGAUCUCAACAGGUUAGAUGGGGACACAGCUGUCUGCCCUCCCAUGAGAAAUGGACAAGAUGACCUUCCAGGUAAAGUAUACAGUAAAUACUAACAAUCAUAUGUUGUCUUUUAGAAAUAUUGACUAUGUGAAUAUGCGUACUAACUUAGUCCUCUUCAUCCCUGGUCGGACAUAAGGCAGCAACAAUUUGCUUCCACUGCGGUCUGACUUUGGCCACAGCUUGCUUGCGCCCUGUACCAUGAGAUGUGGAUAUAGUUUAUGAUGUAAUCAAAGGAGACCUGCAUGGGAAGACAUACUACAUACCCAACGUUGUAUCAUACACUACAAGAUAUCUCAGGAGCUCUGAGCCAGUAGUAAUGAGAUGUCUUUCUGUAACCAAGUAUCACCUCUCUUCAAGACACCAGGUCAGAAGGGGGAGUUCAAUACUAUAGUCCCUGUGGUUUUUCUCUUCACUAGACAGCAAAGACUUACAUUUUAAAUGACCAGAAAACCACCAGCCUUGGUUUACAGAAAUACAGAAUGUCACAAUUAAGCUAGCUGCUGUGAUUGCUUAGUGAACUGGGCUGUCUAAAUGCUUAAUGACUUGAGACACCUUUAGAUUUCAAAUGAGCCACAUAAAAUAUUCUGCUGAAGCCUGACAGAUUUUAGUAGGAACAAUUCUAGCUCAUUAAGAUGUUAAUUGUGUACCAGCGCCCUGGUAGGAACAGAUGCACUAGCUGCCUUCAAAGCACAUGUUGUACUAUGUGUUGCCAGCCCAAGCAAGAGAACAACUAAUUAGAAUAAUAUGCUAGUCAUAUCACUGCACCCAGUGUUUCAUACAGAUUACUAAAUAAGAAUAAACCGUUAAACAUAGUAAAGUGGGACAACACUGAAAUUCCAAAAUGUCCACUUUACAUGACUUGUUGCAAACUAGAAUGUGAACCAGAAAUAUGCCCUUGCACUUUUAUAACACUGUGUGUAGGAUACAAAAAAGUCCAGUACCUGUCAAUCAGAUGUGCAUCAUUUUUAUUUUUGUACUUCUGGAACACAGUAUAUAACAUAUACUUCACCAGAAUGAUUCAAGAGAUAUGUAUGGUAAUGUAACAUGUCAUUCAUUCUGAACGAUACAGGAGAUAUCUGAAAAUCAGUUUAAAUCUCUUUUAGGGUUUGAUCUGAUCACCCAGUUCCAGUUGGAUGUUAUUCCUCUGAAGGGGGUAAGGAAGGUGGAGGGCUCCACUCCUCUCCAGGUGGCGUACCGCCUCGAUAGGGAGGCCAACUUCCAGAUUCCUACCAGGUAAGGAAAAACAGAAAAAGAAAAUGCUGGAGCUUGUCGAUGCAGGUGUUAUAUUAUUAUGGUUUGAUAAGAGAGGCCAGCUUUCAAAUAUCUACCAGGUAAAGAAAGAAUGAAGAAACCAGAAAGAGAAACACACAUAUAAUCGCUAAACACACACACACACACAUGCACACAUACACAAAUAAAUGCUUUCCCCUGGGUCGAUGCAGGUGUUGUAUUAUUACAGGUUCCAUACAGGUGUUAUCACACUGUGAAACAGCUUGUAAUUGGCACAGAACAACAUGUCUGAACCUAUUUGGCAUCUCUUGGCGACGAGGGGGGAACCCCCCACCCCCCCCCCCCCGAAAUAUCUCCUCCUGGAAACACAGAGACACAUUUAAUCAUGCUGCAUUCUUAGUUGUAGUUUUAUUAAUAUUUUAGUGUGUGUGUGUGUGUGUGUGUGUGUCUUGUCUAGAUCAAGCAGUGAAUGUGUGGGGAUCGUCUAGCCUGGUGCUGUAUCCCGUAAUUUGUUUGAUCUAAAACCACUACACAAUCUGCCAUUUUCAGCUUAGACUGAUUGCACAUUGCUUAAUAGGCUAGAAGUUGUUGCUAAAUGGUUACCUUUUUACAUAACUUAACCUGUCUUCUAGUGUUUCACUGCUGGUCUGGUAUGGCUAAUGUGGUGGGCCUGUUUUCACAUUCUGUCAUGUAACAUACUGACACCUUCCAGUCUGCCUCAUGCCACUCAGGACAACGCGACACUAAUCACAAAAACAUGUAUCCCUUGGAGUCCAGUGUCCAGUCUGUCUGGGCUUUGAAGUCUGUCAUCAGAAAGGUUGAUUUCCGAUUCCUGUGCCCUUACCACUGCAGGGGAUAGAGGCCUACAACACAACACACAUCAAACCCUGGCCUAGGCUGUGAGAGACUUUCUCCCAAGGUGCACUUAACACACACACACACACACAUACACAGACACACAGGCACACAGCAGGAACGUUAGAGAGAGUGGUCUUCAUUUGUUUUAUUGGGUUACAGGAAACUCCUUUUUUAUUGCCUUGUCUUGAUCUAUUUACAAGCUGACUGCAGCUCUGCAGCUCCCACCCAUUAAGGCACCACCUAUGGAGCCUUUGGCAUGGCUAGUUAAAACCCCAGGGCUCGUAUUUCUAAAGCGUUAAGUAGGAGUGCUGCUCUAGGAUCAGUUUUCCCUUUUAGAUUAUAAUGAGUGUUAGAAACUGAGACGGGUCGACUGCUUAGUUGAUCUGUUGAUCAGAGCCACUGGGGCUCUGCUUCUGUUUAAAACAGAAAGGUUUGAUGGGUUUGAGGGGCCUUAUUGUUCCUUUGGAUUAAUUGUAACUGUUGCGUUAUGCAUGCAUCAUGCAUUAGAGACAGGGAGAGAUGAGGGAUAGAGAGAGAGAAAGAGAGAGGACUGGAGAGCUUUGAACAUAAAAGUGUUAGGGUUUGAUUGAUGUCUCCAUUCAGAAUGUUAUCGUGGGCGUGAGGAGCGGGAAGGGAACUGAAUCGCUGUGUGUGAUGCUUUGUGAUGAUGAUGGAGUGUCUUUGACAUUAGCCGCCAUCAGAGUUCUGAAAUCCUAGAACCAAACUGUGUGCAUGUGAUGGAAAGCUGCUUUUUUACCCGCUGAGAAACGUCGCCCUCUGUGACCUCUUCUCUAUGACUCUAACUAAACUGCAUUCUUUAUGAGAAUCAUCUAAAUUACGAUUUUGUAAAGAUACAUUUGAACCCUUUCCUCUGUCCAUCCAUCCCUCUCCUACUGAGGAUGAACGUCCCUAGGGGCUUCCCUGUUGAGGAUUCCUUCCUGUAUCAACCCUUUCCUCUCCUCCUCCCUCUCCCACCCAUCUUUAUCUUCAUUUUCAUCUUCUGUUCUUCUUCACCCAGGCUCAAUUUCCCCCGGGGUUUUCCUGACGAGUACUCCGUCAUGGUCACGUUCCGUAUGAUCAAGAACACGGUGAACAAGGUGUGGAACGUGUGGCAGGUGGUGGACGAGGACGGCUGGAAGCAGGCGGGGCUCAGGCUAAACGGAGACCAACAAGCGCUGGAGUACUUCCUGAUGGGCCAGGACGGCAACCUGCAGACCGUUACCUUCCCAGGGCUAUCUGUGUUGUUCAACACCAAGUGGCACAAGGUGAUGGAAUGAGUGAUGGUACUCCUGGUUUGCAUUGCAAAAUUCAGUAACUAUCCCAAAAUUCCCAGUUUUUCCAGAGAUCUCAGAUGGAAGAUUCCCGGAAUCAGGAGGUAAUAAGAGGGAAAUCCUGGAAAGCCUGGACAUUUUGAGAAAGUUACUGGAAAUAUGCAACCCUACUCCUGGUACAAUGUAAUUAGUGAUGACUGAUUACAAAAUUAGCAGUUUCAAAACUGGUUUAUUUAGCUAGCAGUCUCCGGAUGAAUUACGGUGGCCCCUGAGGAUCAACAACAGUAACCCUAUACCAUAUCCUUACAGGUGAUGAUUGGGGUGGAGAGAGACCAGGUCACCCUGUAUGUGGACUGUCAGCCCGUGGACAAGAAGCCCAUCAAGGGGAAAGGCCCAGUGAACACAGAGGGAGAUACACUUAUUGGGAGGCUGGACGUUGACGCUAAUGCUUCUGUUGUGGUGAGUGGGGCAGGGAUAGCUGUAUUGUGCUGCAUUGCCAACUCUUUUGGUCGUUGUUUGAGAUGACAAUAACCAUAGGAGUUGGCAAGACCGCACAAACAGAUCUGGGAUCAGGCUAAGGCUGAGAAGGUGUUGGUUCCCCAGCGGUGCUUUGUUAUACAGUAAGCGUUAUCAUAUGAGUCUGUGAAGCUCUUCAACCAUAGAGGGUAUGGGUUUAUAUGUGUGCUGAGCAUUGCUGUAAUUCUAAAGUGCUGCUGCCACAGCAGAACUGCGGCUCAAUGGGGUUCCACUGCCACAAAAUCAUGUUCCUCUACUCGGAAAUCUCCCUUGAGGAAAAUGCAGGCUUUAAACACAUUCAGCUCGUAGAGAACAUAAACAGAACUAGAAUAACUGUGCCAUAAGCAAGCAUAGGCAUAGUUUUAGUGUCAUAUGACUCUAUCAAACAAAUAUUUGAUUGAAGCUGAAAAAUGUUAUGAUACUUUAUGUUAUGUUUAACCAUGCCAUGCUAUGCUAUGCUAUGUUAUGUUAAAUGAUCAAUAUCAUGCCAUUGUCUCAUUCUAGUUUGAACUCCAGUGGAUGCUGAUCCAUUGCGACCCAAAGAGAGCCAAUAGAGAGAACUGCCAGGAGCUGCCUGCCACAGAGGUAACAACAACAACCUUGGCUCCACCUGGUCUAUACUUGCAUUGGUUUUGGGUUCAUAUUGACCAGCAACAUAACUUUCACUAACUGGCUUCUAUGAAUCUGCACCUGCAAAAUUGUGAAGAGAUAGGAUGGCCUGUUAUACUAUUGUAGGAGUGCUAUGAUUACAAUAAAUAUGUCAAAUAAGCAGUUAAGUUUAUACAGAGAGAAUACUGCCAGCUCUCACUCUCAAUUUAGACUAGACACAUUUCAUAAAGUGGCAGCACAUUAAAGUCUGACUCCUCGGGUCAGAGUUGUAGGUUAGAGUACAUGCUGUUAUGAGUGGGUAGAGACCUAUUGUCCCAUAGACUGCAGAAUGAAAAGCUCCAGUCUGUCUUUAUUUGACAAUGGUCUAUUCCCUCUAGCUUUGAGGGUAACUUUUCUGCGUACACUGGUAUCUUUUCAGUACGCCAACACUAAAAUGGUACAGGUGGGCAGUUUACUAUGGGGUUCUGUAUGUAAAUGACAGCAUGAUAUGCUCACAGCCAGAGCCAUAGAUAGAUCCUAUAUGACUCUGCUCACAGCUAUUGUUUUUGGACUAAUGCUGUAGCUUCUUCUGACACUUUGGGUGAAGGUGGUGUGACUACUUCACUAACUCUACAUGUUUCUUAUUUCUCUUGCUUCUUCAGAUGUAUGCCAAUGCUGAGGUAUUUAUCUUUUCUACCUUCUUUUUUCUUGGUGUUUUUGGGGCAAAUAAUCUACUUCAAUGCUCUGUUGCCUAAUUGCCUCGAUGCUUUGUUACUUUAGUGGCACAAUCAAACUCUGGCUGGAGUAAGACAUUUCUCCACUCCCCUCAGAGUGGCCUUCACUCCUUCUCAUGUACUCAUCGACUGUGUUGUCUCUUCUCCCUCCAGCCUGACCCCAAGCCUGUCCCUGGCCCUCCCGGUCCCACCGGCCCUGAGGGGCCCCGGGGGCCACACGGAGAGGACGGCAGAGACGGGAGAGAUGUAAGUCUAUCCACCCCAUCCAAACUAGAAUGAAAAAUUAACCAUAGCAUCCAUGCUGGAUAUUGCCUCAAACUUAGACAGCCAGUACACACUUUUCUUAAUUCUCUAUUCUCAAUGACUAGAAUGGAUAACCAAUGUCUUUCUUUUUUCUUGCAGGGCCUUCCAGGUUCACCUGGCAGUGCUGGCGCUCUUGUAAGUACGAGAUGUCAUAUUAUUAAACGUGUUUCAUUCUCUAAAUAUUUAUUUUACUCUUUGUUGCCAUCCUGUAGCUCAACCUAUGUCAUUACUUACAAUCAAUUUAGCUGCAAAAAAUAGAUCAGUGUUCUCUACUCCACCCUGUCUUCCCUUUAUCUCUCUCUCUCUGUCUGUACUCAUGAGAAUUGCACAUCUUUCGUUGAUUAAACGCUGACUGGCAAUGCCAUGGAGUAUCUUAGCAACGGCGACGAGCGAUGCAGACAGAUGAUAAAGCUGUUUGUCAGAUUUUUUUGUGGACAGAGCAAUACUUAGCUUUGGUUGGGUCUGCUAUAUAUGGCUUUGGUUGUGUCUGUAACUCAGCCAUCUGUUGUGUCCGUAACUCAGCCAUCUGUUGUGUCUGUAACUCAGCCAUCUGUUGUGUCUGUAACUCAGGGCGUCAAAGGGGACAAGGGGGAGAUCGGUCUGCCUGGACAGAGAGGCCUGCCUGGCCUACCAGGAGCUGCUGUAAGGAUCACUACCUCCUACUGUACCACACACACCCUCUGUCACACACUCAACCUGUACCACACACACCACCUGUCACACACUCAACCUGUACCACACACACCACCUGUCACACACUCAACCUGUACCACACACACCACCUGUCACACACUCAACCUGUACCACACACACCACCUGUCACACACUCAACCUGUACCACACACACCACCUGUCACACACUCAACCUGUACCACACACACCACCUGUCACACACUCAACCUGUACCACACACACCACCUGUCACACACUCAACCUGUACCACACACACCCUCUGUCACACACUCAACCUGUACCACACACACCACCUGUCACACACUCAACCUGUACCACACACACCCUCUGUCACACACUCAACCUGUACCACACACACCCUCUGUCACACACUCAACCUGUACCACACACACCACCUGUCACACACUCAACCUGUACCACACACACCACCUGUCACACAAUCAACCUGUACCACACACACCACCUGUCACACACUCAACCUCUAUUUUGUCUUGUGGAGUAAGAAAGAGUUGUUCUCUAUCACCUUAUUUAUUAGCUUUGGCCAGAUCAAUGAUUUCUCCUAUUUUUAAUGAAGGGAGUACCUGGUUCAAUGGGCCCAAGAGGACCUGUGGGCGAGAGAGUGAGUUAUUUCUCUUCCCGGAACCUACUAAAGAAACAAUAUUUUGCUAAUAACUGUAACAGCAGGGACAAUGUUAACUAAUAUUUGACUGUUCUGUGUCUAAUAACAGGGACUUCAAGGUUUUCCUGGGCCAGCAGGUUCUCCCGUAAGUAUCCACUAUCUUUAGAGCAUCGUAUAUAUAUAUAUGGGAAUAUUUUGCUGAUAUGUAUAGCCAUCAAGCCAUGGAACAUGUCAGAACACUUCAUUUCUAUAGCUAAAUAAUAUGAUUUAUCUGAUUGUUCUUUUCUCUCAUUUCCCAGGGACCUGAGACAGCUGGACCCCCCGUAUGUCCUACACACUCUUCAACAUCUUUAGAUAAUCUUCACCCCAUGUUCUAAACAGCAUUAAUACAGCAUACAGUUUUUUAAUCGAGUCCUACUAACGGGCUAUAGAAUAAUCGUAUAACUUGUGUAUGUCGCUCCUACAGGGCCCACCUGGGAAAGCAGGAACUCCAGGAGAUGAGGGGAACAUUGGGCCUGAGGUCAGUGUUCAAAUAAGGAUCACAUCCUACACAACUAUAGUAAAUGACUGAUUAAACAGAACACAUCCAGCAAUAAAAACAUACAGGAUAUGUUCUGCAUUCUGCACUGUGUGUCAUAGCAGUCAUAGUGCUACUUUAUCAUUGGUCCUUUUGAUAGUCUGUGGACCAUUUUGUAACAUACAUUACUGAUAUGUCAGACUUUUCAGUGUCUAUUAGGACAUUCUCUGUGUGUUUCAUGUCUAAAUGUAACUGUCCAUGUUGUUAUCAGGGUCCCCCUGGGCCUAGAGGUGGUCUGGGUCUCCCUGGUCCUGCUGGUCUACCAGGACCACCUGGACCUGUGGUAAGUACUGAUGCUAACCUCUGACUUCUGGCUCUAACCUGAAAUUGGUGAAUUCAACAUCUGUAUCAUCUCUGUGUGAAUUGAUCUCUGUUUUCCCGACUUGGAGUCUUGACCUAUGUUCCUCUCUAUUGUGGUUAUGUCUCUUUGGUUUUUCCCAUUAACCUAAGUAUUUAUUUUAUCAAUAUUGUCAUAAGAGUUCUCUCUGACUUUUAGGGUGGCAUCUUAACCCUGAUGCAGAGUGAUAAUCAGUAUCAGUUCUGCAUUACUGGAUGUUGAUUGCACAGCCUCAAACACUGGAUAUAUUUGCUGUAGUGUUUGUGGACAUCUAAACUCGGUUUUAGAUGUCACUCCAUAGAGAUAUGUACUGUGUCACUCACUCUGUUGUCUUUAAGGGACCACCUGGGGCUGGCAAAGCUGAGGGGAGUGGGGAAGAUGUGAGUCUCUUUUUAUCAUAUUUCAGAGGGUCUGCUAGAGGGUGGGACUAGGUGGUUCAGAGCCUAAUGUUGUUGUAAUAACUACACUUCAGCUUAAUUCACACUUCCUUUAGAAACUGUUGUUGUUGCUGUCAUUUAAUUUUAACAAACCUGCAUGUGGAAAAUUGGUAGCUAUAGUGUUCUUUGGUCAGUGGCUAUUGAAUAGGAGGUGAGCCCUCUGCAGGUGUAGUGAUAAUGUUAUAUCUGUGUCUGUCUAUGUUUGUCUGCAGUGCCCUGCUGCCUGUCCAGCUGGACCACAGGGAAACCCAGGGCUACCAGGGAUGAAGGUGAGGAAUCUUAAUGACAGACACUGAAUUAAUACAUACCUGGCUUUGGGCAACAGAGCCCUUAUCAUUAUUCACAACAUGGUGGCCAUUGGUUUUCUCUCAGAUACCAGUAUCUGAUAAUUUAAUGGAUUGAUGUAUGGCUUUUCCAGAUGCUCAAAGCACUUUACAUUGUAGGGGGAAAAUCACUGUAUGAACCACCAAUGUGUAGAGCUUCUGAUAGUAGAUGACAUUCAGUCUAAACUGGAUUGCUAUGUCAUUUCCAGGGACACAAGGGAAUACCAGGUGAUAAUGGAGCUGCAGGGGAAGCUGGACAAAAGGUAUGACAAGCAAUCAAUUCUGAUGUUUAGUGAAGAAGUGUGAUGUUUGACAUUGUGCUUAAGUACAUUGGGUGGUUAGGAUGAUUGUUCAAGCAUACAAAUCACUACAUGUGAGUAUUUGUGUUUUUCCUAUGUUGCUAAUCCACAGGGCGAGCCAGGACCAUCUGGGGUGCAGGGCCUACCAGGCAAGAUGGGAGAUGAUGUAAGAACCUUCCUUGCUCUGAACGAUACCAACAUAUCCAGGCUGAUAUUCUACUUCACUGUCUGAUAACGAAAGUCCCAGUCACUCGUUUUGUCAUUUGUAUACCUAUUUCUUCCUGUUCCAAGCAGAACAUAGGUAAUGAGCAUACCAACAUGUUACACAGGAUUUCUGCCUCAAUUGGAAAUUGUGUAUCUUGAGCAUACUAAAAUGUUACAAAGGAUUUCUGCCUAAAGCAAAAAAUUAGUAUCUGCAUAUUCAGAGAUGGUACAUAGGAUUUCUGCUUCAAGUGGAAAUUGGUCAUACAACCAGCCAUUUAUAACUGUUUAAUGUUUUUGCUGUGCAUCACUGUGAAUCAUAUCAAAUAUUAUUCAUUUUAACAUCUGUAAUACAUUCCAGGGACAAAGAGGUCCUAUUGGUUUUCCUGGUAGUCCUGGAGAUAAGGGAGACAGGGUAAGGGUUUCAAACUAUAUUUACUACAAGUCUUGUUGAUGUUCUACUUUAGCGUUUAGGAUCUUAAACUCACCAUCCGUGUUUUCUCCUCCUCUCAGGGUCCCCCUGGUUUCAACGGCAUCCCAGGACCCACCGGACCACCGGGUUCUCCUGUAAGCACUACUAAUUUAAUCAACUCAAUCACUUAUAACUGCCAUUUUCUAUCAAUGACUGGAGGACAGACUGUGGUUGAUAUUACCUAGAACUGAACAGUGUUUUCCAAAAUGUCUGCCAUUAUGUUCUGUAGUGACCACUUGUUUUCUGUUAGGGUGUGGAGGGCGUUCGUGGACGUCAGGGUCUGGAGGGAGAAAAGGGUGAUGAUGUGAGUAUCUCCUCUCUUCUACAGUAUCUCUAGCAUUUUUACUGGCCUUUCUAAAAAUUGUUUUGUUCCAAGCCUUUCUGUUUGCCUAAAUUGUUGCAUGGUUCAUUGCAUGUGCAUUUUCUCAGGGAGCCAUCGGUCCUCAAGGAGAGCAGGGUCCUGUUGGUGCAAAAGGAGACACUGUGAGUAAACAUACAAUACAACAUCAAUUGAUCUUAUUUCCUUACUAAUACGUUAUCAGAUGGAUGCGAGAUCCUUUUGUAGUGUUAGUUGUAUAGUUAGAUUGAGUGUGAUUAUGAUGCUGUGAUUACAGGGUACUCCUGGGGCAGAUGGCAUGGAUGGACUCCAUGGAGUGGAUGGAGCUAAGGUCAGUCAACGUUUUAUGACUGCUGUACAUAUAUAGAGUUUAGUAUAGUUAGUUAGUAUAGUUUAAAUAAAGAGAAUAUAUCCAGUCUUAAAAGAUCUGUCAAUCAAUCUGUUAUCCUGUGAACGUACCUUUCAUCUUUCCAACAGGGAGAAGCUGGCGUUCCCGGGACUGUCGGAAUCAGGGGUAUCGUCGGAAUUCCAGUGAGUCUAAUAUUAAUCUUUGACAUUUGUCUAAAAUAAAUAUCAUUAAUCUACUAAUAUAAUUAUAGAUUAGAUGGCCUUACAAGGUUUUGUUGGUAUUAAAAGAAAAGCAAAAGCUAUGAAAAUCAAUAGAGAGGUUGGUUGCCUUCCAGUCAAACCACACUGCAGACCAGAUUAAUAAAACAUUUAGAAGCAAACAGCCAUGCAGAAGGAAACAUCCAAUACAGAAACCACAACCGUCCCAUCCUCGCCUGUCUGGCUGGUUACACAGGUCAGAGGACAUAGCAGGGGAAACAGAAUCAACAGAAACAACACAACAAGGAAGUAGUCCAUCCCAUAUGUUGUAAUACUCUAAAAAAUAACAAUAUACUGUACGGUAUUCUGAGGAUAUCCCGUGUGUUUUUUCUGCAGGGGUUACCAGGAAAGCAGGGGCUGGUUGGAGCUGGAGGUGCCAAGGUAAAAUGUGUGCAUGUGUGUGUCUGUGUGCAUGUGUGUGUCUGUGUGCAUUUAUUUGUCUGUGUGCGUGCGUGUGUCUGUGUGCGUAUGUGUGUCUGUGUGCGUGUGUGUGUCUGUGUGCGUGUGUGUGUCUGUGUGUGUUUGUGUGUCUGUAUGUGUGUCUGUGUGUGUGUGUGUGUCUGUGUGCGUGUGUGUAUCUGUGUGCGUGCGUGUGUGUGUCUGUGUGCGUGUGUGUGUCUGUGUGCGUGCGUGCGUGUGUGUGUCUGUGUGCAUGUGUGUGUCUGUGUGCGUGUGUGUGUCUGUGUGCGUGUGUGUGUCUGUGUGCGUGUGUGUGUCUGUGUGCGUGUGUGCGUAUCUUGGGUACAAUUUCAUUCCUUCUGUUGUCUAUUGUAAACAGUAUGCUUUUUGUCCAGGGUGACACAGGAGCUGACGGACCAGUAGGACCAAUCGGAGUUCCUGGGAAAACAGUGAGUAUCAAAUUUCAUAGUUUAGUGUUUACUAUCACUCAACACCGCUAGCCAUGACUGUGGAUCCAUAUUCUACUGAUGGUGCUGAAGAGCUUAAUAAGACUAUAUUGUUUGUUUAGGGGGCAACUGGACCAGCAGGAGAAGAUGGAAAACCAGGAGACAAGGGAGCUACUGUAAGUUGACAAUUUUUAACAUUUUAUUGUAGUUCAACAGCUUAUAAUAGUCUGUUAUGAAAUCUACAUGACAGUAGUCAUUUUUUAUUCAUAUAUUCAAAUAUGAUUGUCAUGCAUAUUGCUCAUCAAUAACGAUCCAUAUCUGAUGGUAACAAUGAGCUGAUAGCUAAACUCACAUCAACCCACAAUUAUUAGAGUAUCUUUAAUAAUAACCGUGAGUCUUAUUGAUCCUGCUUCACUCUCCCCAGGGCGAGACCGGAAAGCAGGGACCAGUUGGGGUCACAGGUGAUACAGGCAUGCAGGGUGACAAAGGGGACAAAGGUGAUACUGGUGAAAAGGGACUGAAGGGUCACACUGGAUAUAAGGGAGACCAGGUGAGUCCUGAUGUGUAGCCUAUUGUUUUGGUAAUAGUUGUCAGUUUGUAGAUGAAUGGGUUUGAAUGAUUUCUAAUUUCCUGUGUCUUGUUCCUAGGGUCCUAUUGGUCCCAUUGGCCCAAAGGGAAGUGAAGUAAGUCUAUGGAUUCACGUCAAUACCAUAUAUCAUGUCAACAAUGAGACAGUAUUCUUUUGUAAGAUACACUAUCUGUAUUGACAAUCUUACCUCUCUCCACAGGGUGAUCCAGGUCUUACAGGCGAUUCUGGAGUCAAAGGAGACCAGGUAUAUGUUCUACUGAGAGAUACAUCUGCUCUAGCUUUAGUAUUCCCCUGUAUUUGUAGUGAUUACAAUGGUCCUAAUUCAGUUGAUUAUUGUUGUUUUAUAGGGUCCUCCUGGUGUUCCUGGGAUCAAAGGAGAGGUACAGAACAAUGUUACAGUUUAAUUGAUUGGUUGAUUGGUUGGUUAAUUGAUUGAUUGGUUGGUUGGUUGGUUGGUUGGUUGUUUGUUUGAUUGGUUUGUUGAUUGUUUGAUUGGUUGAUUGGUUGGUUGGUUUAUGGAAUAAUUGAAUGCUGUAUGGUAUACAGUUAACAUUUAAGUCAUGUUGUGUUGUCCACUAACCUCUAGAUUGGAGAGAAGGGCAUGAGAGGAUAUACCGGGGAAAAUGGUAGACCAGGGCAGCCGGGUCAUGAGGGUUUGACCGGUCCCCAGGGAGCCAAUGGUCUGGAGGGAGAGAGAGGGUUACAUGGAUUACCUGGGCCUAGAGGCCUACCUGUGAGUACCUUUAACCUGGGCCUAGAGGCCUACCUGUAAGUACCUUUAACCUGGGCCUAGAGAACUACCUGUAAGUGCCUUUAACCUGGGCCUAGAGAACUACCUUUAAGUACCUUUAACCUGGGCCUAGAGAACUACCUGUAAGUACCUUUAACCUGGGCCCAGAGGCCUACCUGUAAGUACCUUUAACCUGGGCCUAGAGGCCUACCUGUAAGUACCUUUAACCUGGGCCUAGAGGCCUACCUGUAAGUACCUUUAACCUGGGCCCAGAGGCCUACCUGUAAGUACCUUUAACCUGGGCCCAGAGGCCUACCUAUAAGUACCUUUAACCUGGGCCCAGAGGCCUACCUGUAAGUACCUUUAAACUGGGCCUAGAGGCCUACCUGUAAGUACCUUUAACCUGGGCCUAGAGGCCUACCUGUAAGUACCUUUAACCUGGGCCUAGAGGCCUACCUGUAAGUACCUUUAACCUGGGCCCAGAGGCCUACCUGUAAGUACCUUUAACCUGGGCCUAGAGGCCUACCUGUAAGUACCUUUAAACUGGUCCUAGAGGCCUACCUGUAAGUGCCUUUAAACUGGGCCUAGGGGCCUACCUGUAAGUACCUUCUUCCAAGCAAGUGAAGGAAGACUGUAAAACACACAGGUGUUCAUUAAUAUACUUUUUCCCCUUCCAAAUCCAAUAGGGUCCUAAAGUGAAUGAUAUCCAACUUCGCGAACUAUGCUCAGCAAUUGUUGAAGGUAUGUGAAUAUUGUGUAGCUUAUACACUGUAACAGUGAUUUAAGACAGACUGCCACGUAGGGUGCUUUGUUAAACUGACAUUUGAAUCAUUCUCUCCAUCUAGAACACUUAGCAGAGUUUAAGAAAGAGGUCCUAAAGAAACCAGCAGCGAUCGGGGCCCCUGGCAUGACAGGACUUCCAGGCCAAUCAGGUCCCCCGGGCCCAGCAGGGCCUGCAGGAGAGGCCGGUCCCAGAGGACUGAUGGGAAUGAAGGGACCACCUGGAUACUUUGGGUUACCAGGCACACCUGGAAAACAAGGUAGGACUAGGUGGAUACUCAAAGCUGCUCAAAGAUAAUGGGGAAUUAUGUAUCAAUAACUUACUAGAUAAAGGUGAAAUGUAUAAAGAACUGAUAAUUCCAAUGGAAUACUUGGGCCAUCUUGGAAAUGCCCAUUUCAUUGUGUACAGUAGAGAACAUAGAAACUGCAACUUGAAAAGUAUAGACACAGUACAAAUAGUUAGACAUUGUCUCCACAGUACAGUAGCUUAGUGCUCUGAAAGAGCUUGUACAGUGUGCUUGUACAGUGUGUUUUCUUUGUAGGUGGGCUUGAGUCAAGCAUUCACAUCGAGGGCUGAAUCAGACAACAGAGCACUUAAAUCCCUCUCUGCUAAAUUCUUUUUUAUUGCAUCCCUGUUGUUCACACACACACACACACACACACACACACACACACACACACACACACACACACACACACACACACACACACACACACACACACACACACACACACACACACACACACACACACACAUACCUCUUGUGGGGAUAAUAGCCCAUUUCAGACAGUCAAUGAACAACAUGUGAAAGGAAAUGUCUUCCUGUUCUCUGUAGGUGAAGCUGGUAUAAAGGGAGAUACAGGACAUAAGGGAGAAAACGGAGUGGGAAUCCCAGGAACUCCAGGCGAGCCAGGCCCCCAAGGUAACACCACCCCCUCCCCCCAUUCUUAUCUUGCCUAAGACCUGAAGAUUUUAGCUCCUCAAGUUUAUGCCAAUGCUUUAGCUCAGCGGGCUAACACAGUCUGGUGUCGCUCAAGAGACCUGGGUUUGAACCCAGUCAGUUACACAUUGACAUGAGGAGGCGUUGUUCAGUAACUGUUGCCAUCAUCAACCUCAUCCUUUGUCUCUCAGGUGUGGCUGGCAUCCCUGGCAUCGGGAAGGACGGUAAAGAUGGAGCUCCCGGUAAAGACGGUGUUAACGGUAGCCCAGGUGCCUCUGGUCCCAGGGGAGCUACAGGAGCCCCAGGGUAUUGUGACCCCUCAAACUGUAUAGGCAGGCCCCCACCUCUCUAUAUGAUGAGUGGGGGGAAGAAAUCCUCCAGCUACAGCAAGGGGCCAUGAGGAACACAAACAGAACCUCGGAACACAUUCCAUCUCUAGCAGCAGCAAGAGAGACGUGAGGUACCCAGUUCAGGAGGGGUAAUACAUGGGAGUCUUCACUGUCUCCAUCAUCGCACCACGGAACCAAAGAGAAACAGAGACAAGGCAAAUGUAAUUUAGAAUACUGUAUAGAUAACUAACUUUUCAUAUUUUUGACUGAUGCCUCGUUCUUUGUAGAGAGAGCUUAUCUGAUGUUGUGCUUUCUAAGACAGCUGCUAUUGAUUUUAAGCUAGCCUUUCAACUGAUGAGUGGCCCAUCAUGGCCCAAGUGCUGUCCCAAAGACAAAUGCAAAUUACAAAAACUUCUAAAAUGACCAUAUUGUUCAAUUCAUGCUGUUCAAUUCAUACCCACAGAUUCAGGUAGACAAACAGGGCAAUAUCUUGGUUUUCAAGUAAUACAAAGGUAAAUAAUGUGUGUAUUUUUCUUCUAUGCAUGUACUCUUUAAUUCCUUGUUUAAAUAAAGUCAUCAAAAACGUCCUCUCCAGCACCAUGUACAAUACGAAGUUCAGCCUUUCACAAAUAAGAAAACCUCAAACUGCGCUUUGGAAUCAUUCAUUUUCAAUAUUGAUCAAUAAACAAUAAAUAACGGCAAAAGUCCACUACCAUGAUGAGCCAUAGACAGAUAUUGGUAAUUCAUGUUUUCAUUCAGUCACUUGAACAUAGGAUGUAUGUUAUACAGAGGUUGUACAGUACGAGUACACAUGUUCUUCCCUGUUUAUUUUUUUCUAACAAUGUAAUAAACUGUUUUGUUUGGGAAAUAUUUC
Messenger RNA from Coregonus sp. 'balchen', 22752 nucleotides. NCBI's taxonomy places the organism in Eukaryota, Metazoa, Chordata, Actinopteri, Salmoniformes, Salmonidae. The record is from the annotation of a GenBank genome assembly.